This is a messenger RNA of Gorilla gorilla gorilla (western lowland gorilla), 3056 nucleotides long. Its product is annotated as myotubularin-related protein 2-like. Gene Ontology annotation, cellular component: membrane; cytoplasm. NCBI's taxonomy places the organism in Eukaryota, Metazoa, Chordata, Mammalia, Primates, Hominidae. Gene Ontology annotation, biological process: phosphatidylinositol dephosphorylation. Gene Ontology annotation, molecular function: phosphatidylinositol-3,5-bisphosphate 3-phosphatase activity; phosphatidylinositol-3-phosphate phosphatase activity. The record is from RefSeq and is a predicted model, not a curated record.
AUGGAGAAGAUCCCAAGCUGCCAGAGUCUUGGCUCCCAGCAGGUGGCGGCUUGGCCGCCCAGUGUGGACUCUUUGUCCAGGGUCAACUCCUCCACUUCUCAUUCAGAGAAUUCAGUGCAUACAAAAUCAGCUUCUGUUGUAUCAUCAGAUUUCAUUUCAACUUCUGCCAACAACUUUUCUCCUGAUUUUAGGGUCCUAAGGGAGCCUAACAAGUUAGCAGAAAUGGAGGAACCACCCUUGCUUCAAGGAGAAAAUAUUAAAGACACGGCCAAAGAUGUACCUUAUAUAUGUCCAUUCACUGGUGUUGUACGAGGAAUUCUGACUGGCACAAAUCAUAGGUUAUAUUUUAAAACCAUGGAACAGGAUCCCCCAAUUUUUUUAGAUGCUUCUCUUGGUGUGAUAAGUAGAGUAGAAAAAAUUUGUAGUGCUUCUAGUCGAGGUGAAAAUUUUUAUGGACUAGAAACUGUGUGUAAGAAUAUUGGGAAUGUACGAUAUGCUCAUAAACCUCAGGGGCAAACAAGAAUAUCCAUGUUUGAGAAUCUAAUGAAGUAUGAAUUUCCUGUCUCUACUAACCUGCCUCUUUUUGUUUUUGAAUACAAAGAAGUAGUCCCUGAAAAUGGGUGGAAGCUAUAUAUACAUAUUUUAGAGUAUAGAAGGCAAGGAAUUCCAAAUGAAAGCUGGAGAAUAACAGAGAUAAAUGAACGAUAUGAACUUUGUGAUACAUACCCCGCCCUCCUGGUUGUGCCAGCAAAUAUUCCUGAUGAAGAAUUAAAGAGAGUGGCAUUCUUCAGAUCAAAAGGACAUAUCCCAGUUUUAUUAUGGAUUCAUCCUGAAAGUCAUGUCACAAUCACUCGGUGUAGCCAGCCCAUGGUUGAAGUGAGUGGAAAGUGAAACAAAGAUGAAAAAUACCUUCAAGCUAUCAUGGAUUCCAAUGCCCAAUCUCACAAAGUCUUUAUAUUUGAUGCCCAGCCAAGUGUUAAUGCUGUUGCCAAUAAGGCAGAGGGUGGAGGUUAUGAAAGUGAGGAUGCCUAUCAAAAUGCUGAACUAGUUUUUCUGGAUAUCCACAAUAUUCAUGUUAUGAGAGAAUCAUUACAAAAACAUAAGGCGAUUGUGUACACCAACAUUGAGGAAACUCACUGGUUGUCUAACACAGAAUCUACUCAUUGGCUAGAACAUAUUAAGCUUAUGCUUGCAGGGGCUCUUAGGAUUGCUGACAAGGUAGAGUCAGGGAAGAUGCCUGUGGUAGUGCAUUGCAGUGAUGGCUGCGAUCCCACAGCUCAGCUCACUUCCCUUACCAUGCUCGUGUUGGGUGGAUACUAUCUAACCAUCCGAGGAUUUAAAGUCCUUGUGGAGAAAGAAUGGUUAAGCUUUGGACAUGGAUUUCAAGUAAGAGUUGGCCAUGGAGAUAAGAAUCAUGCAGAUGCAGACAGAUCACCUGUUUUUCUUCAAUUUAUUGACUGUGUCUGGCAGAUGACAAGACAGUUUCCUACCACAUUUAAAUUCAAUGAGUAUUUUCUCAUUACCAUUUUGGAUCACCUCCGCUGCUUAUUCAGAACACUCCUCUGUAACAGUGAACAACAAAGAGGAAAAGAGAAUCUUCCUAAAAGGACUCUGUCGCUGUGGUCUUACAUAAAUAGCCAACUGGAAGACUUCACUAAUCCUCUCUGUGGGAGAUAUUCCAAUCAUGUCCUUUAUCCAAUAGCCAGCAUUCACUGCCUAGAGCUCUGGGUGGGAUAUAACAUAAGGUGGAAUCCACGGAUGAAACCACAGGAACCUAUUCACGACAGAUAUAAAGAACUUGUUGCUAAACGAGCAGAGCUUCAGAAAAAAAGUAGAGGAACUACAGAGAGUGAUUUUAACAGAUCAACCUCAUCCUCAGAGAGAGCCCGCUCUCCUGCACAAUGUGUCACUCCUGUCCAAACUGUUGUAUAAAUGAUUGUAAGAUCAGGGGCAUCAUUGCUACAUGCUAUUCAUUACACUGGCAGCUCUAUGAGUAGAAAGUCUUCUGAAUCUAGAACCCAUUUAUGAGAGAAAGUUCAGUCACUUUAUUUAUUUUAAAUCUCUCUAGGAUGAGUUUAGAACUGUAGCAGUGCAGGUGGCUUAAGUGAAAUAACUCCAUAUGUAAUUACAUGAUUAUGGCACUAAUCUUUUAAGUAUCCAAGGAAUAUUAAAAUACUUCAAUCCUGGAUCCACAGUGGGAACAAGUUUCUAUUAAAAGGCAAGUGCUGUUACAAAUUUUGGCAUCAGGUAAUAUUAAAAUAAAACCAUUUAGAAAUACACUCUGUGCUCACUGUGCAGAGGAACAUCAAUUUUCAAACCACUGGGCCUUGAAGUCAUGACAGAUCAAAAUUAUCUGAUACCCUUUCUCCAUUCCAGGUUUUUCUUUUUUGCAGUAAUUGAUUUACCUUGAUCACUUUUCAGCUUCCAUAUUCUUCAUAUAGUAAAAGGCAAAGUGUUGAAGAUAUUAUUGUGUAGUAGUAGUUGAAAAUUGUUGCUGUCAUUAUUUACAUACUUAAAAGGUAUUGGCAAGUUGAUCCAAAAUUAGAGGCCUUAUGGAUGUGCUUGGGGGAAGAUGAAGGGGAGAAAGUAGCCAUACAGAGGUUCAAAGAAUUCCAUGCCCUUCAGAUUAGCCAAAUUACCAGAAACAUCGUGGAAGAUAUUUUAAAAACUAAUUAUUUACUACAGUGUAUUUCACUUGUUUUGUGUUUUCUGAACACACAGAAGCUAACUGGCAAGCUUUUUAGAAGUAUUUAAAAAUCUUACUAUGAUUGACACUUUUUCUGAAGUUUGUAUAAAUAGCUUAUGGUGAGAAGUACUAUGCUCAAAUUUUACAUUACAUUUUCUUCUUUGCAAAUCCUAUAAUUCCACCGAAUGAUUAAGUCUGCCAAAGAACAUAUUACAUGUAAAAGAUGCAUUACAAUUGCAAAGCCAGUAAAAGAAAUCUUGCUUCACUGUUCACCUGCUACAAGUAAGAGUUUGGUGCUGGUAGAAACAUUUGACUUUGAUAUCUAUUUUAUUCUAUAUAAGAGCCAUAUGUAAUGUACUGUAGCAAAGGA